Molecule: messenger RNA, 1587 nt
Organism: Pseudopodoces humilis (Tibetan ground-tit)
Lineage: Eukaryota; Metazoa; Chordata; Aves; Passeriformes; Paridae
Gene: HSF4
Product: heat shock transcription factor 4
Biological process (GO): regulation of DNA-templated transcription
Molecular function (GO): sequence-specific DNA binding; DNA-binding transcription factor activity
Source: RefSeq, a predicted model, not a curated record
AUGCAGGAUUCACCCAGCUCUCUGGUGAUGGAUGGAUACUCCAGCAAUGUCCCAGCCUUCCUAACAAAACUCUGGACGCUGGUGGAAGACCCUGAAACAAACCAUCUCAUCUGCUGGAGUUCUAAUGGCACCAGCUUCCAUGUGUUCGACCAAGGCCGCUUUGCCAAGGAGGUGCUGCCCAAGUAUUUCAAGCACAACAACAUGGCCAGCUUUGUCCGGCAGCUGAACAUGUACGGCUUCAGGAAGGUGGUGAACAUCGAACAGGGUGGGCUUGUCAAGCCUGAGCGGGAUGACACUGAGUUCCAGCACCUCUGCUUCCUGCAGGGCCAUGAGCACCUCCUGGAGCACAUCAAGAGGAAGGUGUCAGUAGUGAAAAGUGAGGAGACCAAGCUGCGCCAGGAGGACCUCAGCAGGUUGCUAUACGAGGUACAGAUACUGAGAAGUCAGCAGGAGAACAUGGAGUGUCAAGUGCAGGACAUGAAGCAGCAAAAUGAAGUUCUUUGGCGAGAAGUUGUUUCUCUCCGGCAGAACCACUCACAGCAACAGAAAGUCAUCAACAAGCUGAUUCAGUUUCUGUUUGGCCAGCUCCAAUCAAGCCCCAGCAGCACUGGGAUAAAGAGGAAGCUGCCUCUGAUGCUUGACAACGGGAUCGCAGCUCCACCAGUGUCCAAGUUCAGCCGGCAUUUGUCUGCAGAGCCCCUCCAUGACCCCUAUUUCAUACAGUCGCCAUCGACAGAGCCUGCCUCUUGCUUAAACAGCCCUGCAAUCACUGGAGGACCCAUCAUAUCUGAUGUUACUGAAGCAUCACCAUCCAACCUCAUGAAUAUGCAAUCCCCUCCUGAAAAUGACAGGGAGAAGUGCCUCAUGCUGAUCAAGGAGGAGCCAGUGAGCCCUGGAGUGAAAGCCAGCGCGGAGCCUGAGGUGCCCCUGCCCGGCUGCAGGACCUGCUCCGAGCCCCCGGUGCUGCCGGUGGCCAUGGUUCAGUCUGUCCUGGAGGGCAAGGGCAGCUGUGGUGCAGCCCCACCAGGGACAUCCCAGCCACCUGAGAGGAGAGGCAGGAGGGCACUGCUGGACAGAACAGAUAUUUCAGACCCGUUGGAGGGCACUGACUGGAGCCUGGAGGGGCUGCAGCUGCUGCUGAGGAGCCAGCAGUACAGCCUGGAGCCUGCCAGCCUCUUGGAUGUCUUUAAUCCAAAUUUAUCUCUGAGUGAGUGGAAUUUGACUGAAAUGGAAGCCAGUCUGUCCCCGAUGCAGCGACUCACAGUGGAUCUGGAGAAGAGUGCAACUGAGCUGCCCUCAAAAGUGUUCAACCCACAAUUCAACACCACCUGCCCAGGGAAAGAUGUCGUUCUUGAAAGUGCCCAGCAGUUCCUCCUCGACCGUCAGUCCAUCUUUGGGAACGACCUCAUCAGCUUGCCUGAAAAUUCAUCACUUUAUGUUCCUUCUGAAAAUACAGCUCCCUACAUGUCCUCUGUGGGUGUCCAAGGGGAUAUCCCUCUAAACCUGAGUUCUUCAAUGGACAACAGCCAGCGAUUUAGCUUCCAAGAAACAACUCCCUCCCAACCAUCCAAGCAUCCACAGGUUUGA